CUCGAGCUCCGGACGUCAAAGAUACCGUAGUACUCAGGACGAAUCGGGUUCUCGGUGAAGAUGAUAAUUUGCGUCUUGAACUGAUUCGACGUUUAAUUUUUACCUUCUAAACUAGAUAAGUGAAAAUGUUUGGCCUGAGCAGAAUCAACCAUGGAUUCCGUGUGAUUUCUGGGAUCAAAAGAGCAGUACCUUGUAGGAAUGGCAGUGCUGUCUACCGUGGUGCUACAGCGCCCUCUAGGACUAGACAGAUUCAGGGAAUGGCCGUCGUCUCAGCCAUGUGGUUCUGGAUACUAUGGAGAUUCUACCAUGAGCCUGGCGAUGUAUUUGGUCAUUUUGAGUACCCAGAUCCUUCCAAAUGGACAGAUGCAGAAUUGGGAAUACCCCCUGAUGAUGAGGAUUGAUGCUUGUUUUGCAACAACUUAGAAUUUGUAGUACGUGUAUAUAGCUGGAAGCUUUAUAUUGAUCGAAUUAAAGAGGACACGCGUAAGAGCUGGUACCUGAGGAUGUCAUUUUCUAUCGACAAUUGGAGACAUUUCCCUGACCCUUCAUCAUCUGCCUUCGUCAAUAAGCGGACAUGAUCUUCUUUAAACAGAAGUAAAAAAAGAAAAUGGUGGACUCUGCUUAGGUCAACUCUCCACCUAAGUUACAUAGUCAUCAAAGUUGAAGUGUUUUUCCGGACCUGAAUAUGCAGAUAUGCGUUAUUUAUGUGAAUCAUCUAAGUCAACAUUUUGUUAACUUUGAUAGAUAUCUGUGAUCGCAAAAUAUUUGACUUACAUAGUUUCAUCAGUAGAUAAUUUUAAUACCUGAUUAUAAGUGUUUCAUAAAUAAUAACAAUAUAUAGUAAAGUGGUGUCUUAUUGAGUGCACACACCGUCCAGAGAUGCUCAUGGUGAUAGCCCAGCAACAGUUCCUUUAGAUAUAAAUAUAUAUAUACAAACAACAAAAGGUAAACAAAGUCAACAAAGAGAUCUUAACAAAUACAACCGGGUAUUUAAUUUUAAAAAGAACAGUUUUGCAUCACCCACUGGAAUUCCUAGCUACAUCCUGGUGGGGCCUGGAGCCCUCCUACAUGCUGCUCCACUCACCGACAAUUUAAGGGGCAAACCUGCGCGUAAGUUACGCAUGGACCUAUCCACGGAGGAUAAUCUAUUGUUACUGAGGGUGCUGUGACAAUGCUCAGCACCCCCAGUAACAAUAGAACAAUCCUCCGUGGAUAGGUCCAUGAAGUUACGUUGGGCUUUACAAGAAUAUCAAUAUAUGGGACCAUGCUUCAUAUAUUUGUAUUCUGCAUGUGUCAGCCUUCUAAAGUGAAAUAAAUGCCUAUGUCAAAGGUCAGAUUAUGCAAUACUUGUGUUAUCAACUUUCUUUACAGUCGAAAUCCUCUGAAGUCAUGCCGAUUUCUGUGUUUGUAAGAGGUUUGACUAAGGCAAAGUUACCUAUGUUUCCAACAUUUGUUUGAUAUGACCUCUUAAUAUACUGUAUUAAGAUGUACACCUUUGACAGCCAACGUUAAGAUGCAUACCUUUGAUAGGUAUAUUUUCAAAGUUCACAAAUAUCUAUUAUAUGCAAAGGUUUUAUCUCUAGACAAGGGAACUAAAUGAAUGUUGGCUCAUAUUAAACUGAGAUACAAUCUUAAAUUUCCUUUCAUGGCAAUAAGAAACUGAAAGCAAAAAAUCACAAUUUAAUUUUUAUACUUUCCUGAUCUCACACUGAGCUGUACAGAGUGAUAUAAUUUUCAGCCCAAAAAGCAAUUGCCAAACAGUGGUAUUGAAUGCUGGGUAAUCUUGGCUGUUGUCUGUAUAUCAGGUUGUGCGAAUCGUUGGUAAUACUGCCAGUAGUAGUAACUGCCAUGGAAUCCUUAAUUUUGAUUUGCUAUUGGUAGUUAUUACUUAUUUAACAGAGUUCAUGCAAAUGCACCCUGGGUUUGAUGUUUGAAUAUAACGGGCUUUGGCAUAUCAGUUUUCACAUGUGUCCUCGCAAUAAAUUAUUUUGGAUGCCACUCAA
Messenger RNA from Lytechinus pictus (painted urchin), 2003 nucleotides. Its product is annotated as NADH dehydrogenase [ubiquinone] 1 beta subcomplex subunit 2, mitochondrial-like. Gene Ontology annotation, cellular component: mitochondrial inner membrane. The record is from RefSeq and is a predicted model, not a curated record. The transcript has 4 exons. The coding region runs from base 126 to 401 and encodes 91 amino acids. NCBI's taxonomy places the organism in Eukaryota, Metazoa, Echinodermata, Echinoidea, Temnopleuroida, Toxopneustidae. Gene Ontology annotation, biological process: mitochondrial respiratory chain complex I assembly.